GAGACUUGAUCAGAUGCAGACAGACGUGUAUAUAAAGCGAACCAUCAGCCGAUUCAAGUCACACACAAACAUUCUCAUCUCCGAGAAAUAUCCACCUCUCCAAACAACAACAAUCAUCAUGAAAUUCUUGGUAUUGAUCGCUUUGGUUGCUGUCGCUGCUGCUGCACCGGCUAAACUCGAUGACGAAAAGAAACCCAUCGAAAUCAUCUCAUCCAACAGCGAAAUGAACGCGGAUGGCAGCUAUUCUUUCGAUUUCGUAAGCGCUGAUGGCACUAAAGUGCAGGAGAGUGGCAGCCAGAAACAAGUUGGACCUAAGCCAGAAGACAUUGGAACCGUCUCCAAAGGAUCUUACUCUUUCACUACUCCCGAUGGUGUUGUCCUCACCGUCAACUGGGUUGCCGAUGAGAACGGUUUCCAGCCAAGCGGUGACCAUUUGCCAACUCCUCCCCCUACUCCCGACCAUGUCGUCAAGCUUUUGGCUGAUUUGAAGGCAGCUGGUCUUCUGUAAAUGAAACAAAACACCUCUUGACAAUGCCAUAAUGAAAACCAAUCAAAAUAUUCGUGUGUGUGCCUAUAAAUAAAAAAUGUUUU
Daphnia carinata is the source of this 591-nucleotide messenger RNA. RefSeq names its product endocuticle structural glycoprotein SgAbd-3-like. The record is from RefSeq and is a predicted model, not a curated record. The transcript has 3 exons. Gene Ontology annotation, molecular function: structural constituent of chitin-based larval cuticle. Gene Ontology annotation, cellular component: chitin-based extracellular matrix. The coding region runs from base 14 to 508 and encodes 164 amino acids. Lineage: Eukaryota; Metazoa; Arthropoda; Branchiopoda; Diplostraca; Daphniidae.